AUGCAUUUCGACCUGCGUGACUCCAACUACGGCGUGUCCUUCCGUCUAGAGCUUGACAAGCUCGUUCAGCGUAUUCCUACCCAUCUCCAAUGCAAGGAGUGGAAAGCUUGGGCACUUACGGAGGUGGAGCGUAAGAAUUCCUUGUGGGACUACGACGCUUCUCUUCUUCUGCCUGGAGAGCCGGGUUAUAAGGAUGGGAAUCCAUCCUCCGUUCCCCACCGGCUCCUGCUCCCUUCACGCGCUAUCUCUGCCCCCCCUGCUCCAGUGGUCAUUGGCCCUACUGCCUUAGUCCCCAAGGUCGUGGAACCCGAGGCUAGCUCAUCUGGGGGAGUUCUGAUCUUUGUUGCUCUUCUAGUCCCCCGGCCGACACCUAUUAGGACCCCCCAGGUUUCACGAGAACCUAGUUUCCCUCCUGUCACUAAAAAUACUGUCUCUGUGGUUCUUCCAGCUGUCAGUUCUGGCUCGAGGGCCACAGUGGUUCGUAAACGUCAGCGGGAGACAGGAAUUCUGGCUCCUACUGUACCUACCCCUGCCUCUAAGAGGGCCAAGCCUAUCCCUGCGGCUAGCUCGUCUCGGUCUUGCGCGCCGCCUUUGGUACCUCUUUCCUCAGUUUCCCAGACCACCUUCCAGUGGAAGCCAAUUCCUGGCUCUCUCGAAUUCCCUGUCCCGUCCGCUCCACCCAUUGAUCACGAUACCAGUACUCCUUCUGCUGUGGAGAGCGAUAGGCCUGCUGGCUCUUUUCCAUGCUCAGUCGGUACCCCUGAUCCUGCUAGUGAGGGUCCUGAGGGUGCUCCCAUGGAUGCUGUUCCUUCGGCUCUGGACAGCCCGUUAUCUCCCUCUCCUCGUGCGUAUCAUCCCCUCACCGGUGAGCCUCUCCCUGGUAUCACUUAUCUUGCCUUUCCAGUCCCUCCCAAACCUGCUUCUCCUCCUCCUACACGUGCAUCUUCCCGACGCAAAGGGGUGACA
Molecule: messenger RNA, 966 nt
Organism: Guyanagaster necrorhizus
Lineage: Eukaryota; Fungi; Basidiomycota; Agaricomycetes; Agaricales; Physalacriaceae
Exons: 8
Source: RefSeq, a predicted model, not a curated record